Molecule: messenger RNA, 2050 nt
Organism: Anguilla anguilla (European eel)
Lineage: Eukaryota; Metazoa; Chordata; Actinopteri; Anguilliformes; Anguillidae
Product: transmembrane protein 255B
Exons: 11
Coding region: 339-1298 (319 amino acids)
Source: RefSeq, a predicted model, not a curated record
CGCUCUGCGUGUUUCACCAGCACGUCCACCAGCUCAGUGGCGCCCCCACACUGCAGGUCAUUGCCAUUGACAUACAGAUCUCUGGGUAAAGAGGUCCCAGACGGUCAGCUCGCGCCCGUGUGUGUAGCGUGUGUCCCGCACCGCUUGGAGGAGGGGCCAAAGGCUGGGGGACACGUGAGUCCCGGGUGUGUUCUCCGGGAAGACGCCGAAACCACGAGUGCUGCCGGCUGCUGGUCGCCGAUAUAAAACCUGUCAGCGCGCGCGGAGUCCGUGCAGAACAUACUGUAGGGAGAAACGCUUGGAUAUUGUUGCGCAGCCUCGUGACAUCGUCAGAAACAAUGACACCUGGGAGCACGCGGGAGACUACGGAAGAGGACAAACCCAAACAAACACCCAGCCCGGCAGAUUUGAUGAAGAGGAGGAGGAGGAAGAGCCUGUGGCUGGUGGUGGGCAUGCUCUGCCUGGCCCUGCUGGUCGUGGCCCUGGGAAUCUACACCACCACCCGAACAGAGAGCCUGCACGUCACUGGCUACGCCUCCGGAAUCAUUUUGGCGUUUGGAUCUUUCCUGGGUAUUCUGGGACUCUGUCUUGAAGAAAACCGCAAGCAGCUGCUGGUCGCUGCCAUAGUCUUCCUCAGCUUCGGCAUACUGACCUCUUUCUUCUGUGUGGUGGUGGAUGGAGUUUUCAUCCUCCUCAGCAUUGACACGAGACCCCUCAGAGCUGGGAGAUGCCAGUUUUACUCCAGUGGAAAGGGCUACAUCUAUGAGAACUACUACGCCUCAGUGCCAUGUCAGGGCCUGGUGGAGUCGUGUAGCAUGAAGGUGAGGAGUGGGACCUGCUACUGCUGUGACCUGUAUGACUGUGCCAACGGAGGAUACCUGAACAGCCAUUUUGAGUUUGUGGGGGUGCGGAGCUGCCAGGAGGUGCUGUCCCUGUACGUGCUGAUCUGGGUCCUCACGCUGCUCAAUCUGGCAGCCUUCAUCCUGGGCAUCCUCAGCACAGCUGUGCUGGGCAGCAUCAAAGACAUGAAGAGCCAUACGGUCAGUCCAGACGGGAGCAGCCAGCUCUCCAUCCUGCGCCACAGAGACAGCGUGGUGCUCUCCCCCACCGCCCCGCUGGUGACAGACGCCGCCGGACACUCGCUCUACCCGAGUACUUCACUGUAUUUCACACCUGCAGCAGGGAUGGAAACCCCCCAGGGUGGACCGUCGGACACCCGCCGGUUGGACCCCCACCCCCCUCCCUUUGCCCCGCUGUACAGCCUGCUGCCCUAUAAAAAGCAGGGCUUCUCUGUCUGAGGAGUACACAGCCUUUUCCCUGCCAGGGUGCAAUUAAUACCUCUCAAAACUGUCCAUCAAGCAGAUUAUGGGCAGAGAAAGAGAAGACCUCCCACCCACUCUGGGAAAAUCCAGUCUCAAUGUAAGAACAACACACAUCGUUUAAGUCUGAGACCACGCUAGAGUUUAAAUAAACCGUGACCCACACAUUAAUGACCAUAACAAUAACAAUCUGAGCUUCCCAACUGAUUAUUAUCUGUCCAGAGCACUGAGCCAGUACCAAACCAGCUUGGGUAUCAGUACCGGCCUCACAGUUUGAGACCCACUGACAGGCUGGCUCAUUCUGUUCACCCUGGGCUGCAGUUUUCUGUGGAAAAUGUGGGAAGAGGCAACUUCAUAAGCCUUGUGACAGGUGGAGCUACCACACGCUCUCAUGAACCAGUCCUACAAUGAGUUAAAAUCAAUGUGUUACUUAAACACAUGAUAGCUCCACCCACUUUAUAGCUUCACUCUUCCACAUCUGGUUCACACAUCCAAAGUAUUUGGUUUGAGUGAAAUCACAGAUAUCAUGUAAAUGUCUGUACAUGCUGCGCAAACAUUUUUUUUGUGUAUUGAUGCUUUUGUCAUUAAUUUUUAUAUGGCUUUCUAACACAUGACAGUAAGAAUGCUGUUUCAUUCUUCAAAUGGAGAAAACAUCAUUUAAGCACUGUGAAUGUCUUUUUAUACCAAAGAUGGAACUACUUGCCAGUAAACUAUAAAUAUAGUGGACCUUG